Messenger RNA from Monoraphidium neglectum, 2037 nucleotides. Its product is annotated as Transmembrane protein. Gene Ontology annotation, biological process: transport. The transcript is spliced from 9 exons. The record is from RefSeq and is a predicted model, not a curated record. Gene Ontology annotation, molecular function: transporter activity. The coding region runs from base 1 to 2037 and encodes 678 amino acids. Lineage: Eukaryota; Viridiplantae; Chlorophyta; Chlorophyceae; Sphaeropleales; Selenastraceae.
AUGCUGGAUACUCCGGGAGUCAUCGCCCUGGCGGGCGUGUGCGCUUUCGGGGCCGUGUCCAUCUCCGUCGUGCAGAUCCUGUGCCACCUGCGAAACUACACAGAGCCUCUGUUCCAGCGUUACAUAAUUCGCCUCAUUUUCAUGGUGCCUGUGUACGCCCUGGGAUCGUGGUUCAGCCUCAGGUACCGCCACUCGGCCAUCUACUUUGACACAGUGCGCGACUGCUACGAGGCGUGGAUCAUCUACAACUUCACCAGCCUGCUGCUGGCGUAUGUGGGCGGCCCGGGGGCUGUGGUGGUCAAGGCGGAGGGCAAGGUGGUUCACCCCUCCUGGGUGCACCUCACAUGUUGCCUCCCGGCGAUGCAGCCCCUCAUGGCGGCGCUCACGCUGGUGCUGUACGCCGCAAACGCCUACACAGACGGUGACAUGAGCCCCAAGAACGGUUACUUCUACCUGCCCAUCCUCUACAACGUGAGCUACACGUUUGCGCUCUACGGCCUGCUGCUGUUCUGGAUCGGCGCUGGCGAGCUGCUGGCGCCGUUCAGCCCGCUGCUCAAGUUUGUUCUGGUCAAGACCGUAGUGUUCCUCACCUUCUGGCAGGGCAUCGCCAUCUCCGCCAUCAACAGCAUGGGCCACAUCGAGGACCCGGAAGACGGAAAGGCGCUCCAGAAUCUCAUGAUCUGCGCCGAGAUGCUCGUCGCCGGCGCGGCGCUGACGUACGCGUUCCCCCAUAAGGAGUACUCAAUCGGAGGCUCCGCGGCCGGGUUCCGACUUGACGCGUUCGCCCACGCGGCAAGCAUGAGGGACGUUGUAAAGGACGUGGUGCACGUGUUUGCGCCAACAUACUCAGAUUAUGUCUUGUACAGCGACGGCGGCCCGGCAGACCACGUGAAACGGAAGAAGUUUAGAGGGCAAAAGGGCGCCACCCCGGACGGGCGCCCGCCGCCACCGGGGCGCAACUUCAUCAAAAGCGUCGCGAGGACGGGGCUCGCGGGGCUGGACGGCGUGUUUGAUGCGGCCGGGGGCCUGGCGGGCGGGCGGCGGGGUAGAGGGGGGCCGCAGGGGGGCGGCGCAAAGAAGGCCGAACAGGCGAUGGAGCGCAACAGAAACAUGGCCGCCCUGCUGGACUCAGACUCAGACGCGAUGGACUCUGACGAGGAGGCCGGCCACGCAGGCGGCCACAUCGGCACCGAGGUGACGUCAUCGCCGUCAUCCUCUGACGAGUCGCACUCCGGUGACGACGCCUCCGGCGAGGAGGGCGCAAGGAGCCGCGGCGUUCGCGGCCGCGGCAGCGGCGCGGCGCCGCCGCGAGGCAAGCGGCGCGCGACAGAGACUAGUAUGGCUCGCGGCGCCCUGCCGAACCCAGAGGCUGCCGCUGGGCCGGCGUCGCGGCGGGUGACGUUUGCAGAGGCGUCGACGAGGGCGGCGGGGCCGCGGCGGCGGAUGAAGCUGCUGAGCUCGAGCGACGACAGCGACGCCGGCGGCUGCGGCGGCGGGGGCGAGGGCGGCGGUGAGGGAGGGGUGCAGGGGAAGGGCGAGGAGGCGGGUGCGCCGCCGCAGGAGGUUGUGGCGGUUCGCGAGCCCUCUCCCGUGGCGCAGCUGGCACAGCAGCCACAUGCCCAAUUGCGACGGCCGCUGCCGAACGGGCAGCAGCAGCCGCAGCCGCCGGUGUCCGCAGCGGGGCAGCAGGCUGCCGCGCCGGCUAGUGAAGAAGGCGAUGCGCCUGCGCGGCUGCCGUCGCCGCCGUCGCUGCCGCUGCCGAUACGGCUGGCAGAUGGCAGCCAGAAUCCGAAGCAGCGGGCGUCCCCGAUCAGCAGUCAUGGCGGCGGCAGCGGCGGUGGCGGCGGCGGCGGCGGCGGCGGCGGCGCGUGCGCUGCCGCCCCUGAGGCGGCGGUCCCGAUCGGCCUGCCCCCUCCCAAGCCGUCCGCCCAGCGGCUGGCUGCGGCCAGGGCGGCUGCGGCUGCGACCGAUGGUCAGGAGGGGCCGCCGCUGGCGUGGGCAGCCCGCGGGUGGACGAAUGACGCGGGGCAGCAGUAG